AUGGAUUCUCCGACGAGCCCCACCCAAAACUCUAGCUCCGUCCACGCCGAUUCGAUAAUCUCAUCCCUCCUUUCGUUUCCAGAUUCCUCUCCGCUCUCCAUUGCCUCUUCCUUCCAUCGAGAGCUCGAACAAGCUCUCGCCUCUGCUUCAGAUGACGCCUCUGUUCAGGAACGUCUCGUGGAUCGAACACUCCAGCUCGUAUCUCUUCUUCUAGAAUCCACUAAACGGUCCUUCCGCAAGCGAGCUACCGCUCACAACUCCAGUGCCUGGUUCCUCCCUCCCGAACUCACCGUCAAGGUGUUUUCGAUGGUUGAUACAAAGUCUCUAAUGCGCGCGGCUGCUUGCUGCACCAUGUUCAACACAUGUGCUAUGGACCGUUUUGCAUACGCUCACGUCGACUUGACUACCGCUACUAGCCAAGUUGACAGUAAGGUUGUGUGUAACUUGAUCCAUAGGGCUGGAAAAGAACUCAGAUCACUCAAGCUUGGCAGUCUUGCUCGCACAUAUCCGUCUGAUUGUAAUCCAUCUUUGGUUAACGGACCUUUUCUUUCCACACUAUCCCGUAAUCCUGAUUUUAUUGGGAAUCGCUUGAAAAGCCUAGGGCUUUACAAUAUCAGGUCGAUGAAUUCCUCAUUCGAGGUGUUGUCAGUUUGUUCGAAUCUCACUGAUCUGAGGAUUGUUGGAUUGAACAAUCCUUAUAUGCAUUUAUUUAAGAUUCUGACAGAAAAAUGUCGGCUGAUAGAGUACCUGUUCAUAGAGACCUACCAACUCCCAAGUACCAUAAUAGAUACUGUAAAAGGUUCACACUUGAUAAAGUUUGUGACCAACUCCCCCAACUUAACUUCUCUCAGGCUCAUUCGUUUUCGACUAACCGAUGAAGUGGCACGUAUUCUUGCUCAGAGUUCUCGUACACUGGAGUACCUGAAUUUGUCUAGAUCCCCUACAAUCAAUGGUCGUUUUCUGAGGGAUGUAAGAAAUAGGUGCAAGGAGAGUCCACUCAAGACUCUAAUAGUGCGCAACUGCCUUAAACUGCAAGAGAAAGAAGUGUUGGAACUCUGUAACUCACUAAUCAAAGGAAACUUCAAAUCCAUUCGGCACAUUGAUGUUUCAAAUAAGAGAGGCUUAGUUUCUGAUGAUGGCAAGAGAUCUUACAAACCAAAGUUUCCUCUUCAGAAGCUGAAAGAAGAAAGAUCAGAUGUCACCCUUGUGGCAGAGUUUCCAUCACUAUGGUCAGUGAAGGAUUGUCCUGUUUGCCAUGAAGAAGAUGACGAAGAGCUGAGGGAGAUAGAGAUGAUGGAAGAUGAUGCCUCAUCCUCGGAUGCCUCAUCCUCGGACGACGAAUCCUCGGAUGCCUCAUCCUCGGACGACGAAUCCUCAGAAGAUGACUUAGGAUGA
Messenger RNA from Brassica napus (rape), 1395 nucleotides. RefSeq names its product F-box protein SKIP17. Gene Ontology annotation, cellular component: SCF ubiquitin ligase complex. The record is from RefSeq and is a predicted model, not a curated record. The transcript has 12 exons. Gene Ontology annotation, biological process: SCF-dependent proteasomal ubiquitin-dependent protein catabolic process. Lineage: Eukaryota; Viridiplantae; Streptophyta; Magnoliopsida; Brassicales; Brassicaceae. Gene Ontology annotation, molecular function: protein binding. Bases 1 to 1395 code for a protein of 464 amino acids.